UGAAAAUUGUCCAAAAAAGUUCUCUCUUCAAACGAACGUCUUCUCGAUAAUUUCUUGCACGGAUUUAGUUGAGUGAUCAUGGUCCAAACCGAACCCAAUCAGCCGAAUGACCAAGGACGAGAAAGAGAGGUUGAAGUACUUGGAAUUUGUGCAAGCUGUUGUUGUUUUGAAGUACUUAAAUUCGUGGAAGCUGCUGUUGUGGAAGCAGUGCUUCGCUUUGCUCUCAUUUAUGCAAAAGCAAAGAACAAGUCUGGUCCUUUGAAAGCAGGUCUUGAAUCCGUUGAAGGAGAUGUUAAGAUUGUGGCAUACAAUGAAGUGCAGCGGUGUUUUCUGACUGUUGGCUUGGUUUACCCUGAAAAUUUGUUUACAUUUCUUCUUAGCAGGUUAUUUGAAGUUUGGCACCCACAACGGCCUCUUUUGGUUGAUGUUGCAAGGUCUUUGUUAGAGGAGCAAAGUUUAUCUGUUCGAAAAGCUCUUUCAGAGUUGAUUGUGGUCAUGGCUUCACAUUGCUAUCUGGUCGGUCCGUCUGGGGAAUUAUUUGUUGAAUACCUUGUACGCCACGCUGCAGUAGAAGAGAUUGACAAUCUGAAGUACAUUCUUUGGCCUUUCCUACUGAAAAUGAUUAUCCCUAGGGUUUACACUGGCGCUAUUGCUAUUCUUUUGUUCUUGACUUUAUCUAAUUUCCUUUUUAAGCAGAUGCAUAUCUGA
Messenger RNA from Thlaspi arvense, 708 nucleotides. NCBI's taxonomy places the organism in Eukaryota, Viridiplantae, Streptophyta, Magnoliopsida, Brassicales, Brassicaceae. The record is from the annotation of a GenBank genome assembly.